CCGGCGCCGCGCCCCCGCGUCCCCGCGCCGACUCCAGGCUCCAGUCGGUCCCGAGCGCGGCGGCGGGACGGCGAGCUGCAGCGGCGGAGCGUGCGAACCCGGGCAGGCGUCGCGCGGGGAGACUAGGAGCCGGAAGACUCGAGCAGCGCGAUGGCCCCCAUUGGCCUCAAAGCGGUGGUGGGAGAAAAGAUCAUGCAUGAUGUGAUAAAGAAGGUAAAGAAGAAGGGGGAGUGGAAGGUGCUGGUGGUCGAUCAGCUGAGCAUGAGGAUGCUGUCCUCCUGCUGUAAGAUGACGGACAUCAUGACCGAGGGCAUCACAAUUGUGGAAGACAUCAACAAGCGCCGAGAGCCGCUCCCCAGCCUGGAGGCCGUGUAUCUCAUCACUCCAUCUGAGAAGUCCGUCCACUCUCUCAUCAGUGACUUUAAGGAUCCCCCGACUGCUAAGUACCGGGCUGCACACGUUUUCUUCACCGACUCUUGUCCAGAUGCGCUGUUUAAUGAGCUGGUAAAAUCUCGAGCAGCCAAAGUCAUCAAAACUCUGACAGAAAUCAACAUUGCAUUUCUCCCAUAUGAAUCCCAGGUGUAUUCCUUGGACUCUGCUGACUCUUUCCAAAGCUUCUACAGUCCUCACAAGGCUCAGAUGAAGAAUCCUAUACUGGAGCGCCUGGCAGAGCAGAUUGCAACUCUGUGCGCCACUCUGAAGGAAUACCCAGCCGUGCGGUAUCGGGGGGAAUACAAGGACAACGCUUUGCUGGCUCAGCUAAUCCAGGACAAGCUUGACGCCUACAAAGCUGAUGACCCGACAAUGGGGGAGGGCCCAGACAAGGCACGCUCCCAGCUCCUGAUUCUGGACCGCGGUUUCGACCCCAGCUCCCCUGUACUUCACGAACUGACCUUUCAGGCUAUGAGUUACGACCUGCUGCCUAUCGAAAAUGAUGUAUACAAGUACGAGACGAGCGGCAUCGGAGAGGCGCGGGUGAAGGAGGUGCUCCUGGACGAGGACGAUGACCUGUGGGUAGCACUGCGUCACAAGCACAUCGCCGAGGUGUCCCAGGAGGUCACCCGUUCUCUGAAAGAUUUUUCUUCUAGCAAGAGAAUGAACACUGGGGAGAAGACCACCAUGCGGGACCUGUCCCAGAUGCUGAAGAAAAUGCCCCAAUACCAGAAAGAGCUCAGCAAGUACUCAACCCACCUGCACCUUGCCGAGGACUGCAUGAAGCAUUACCAAGGCACUGUGGAUAAACUGUGCCGAGUGGAACAGGACCUGGCCAUGGGCACGGAUGCGGAAGGGGAGAAGAUCAAGGACCCCAUGAGGGCCAUCGUCCCCAUUCUGCUGGAUGCAAAUGUCAGCACUUAUGACAAAGUCCGCAUCAUCCUUCUCUACAUCUUUUUGAAGAAUGGCAUCACUGAGGAGAACCUGAACAAACUGAUCCAGCACGCCCAGAUCCCGCCAGAGGACAGCGAGAUCAUCACCAACAUGGCGCACCUGGGGGUGCCCAUCGUCACAGACUCCACAUUGCGUCGCAGGAGCAAGCCGGAACGGAAGGAGCGCAUCAGUGAGCAGACCUACCAGCUGUCCCGGUGGACCCCGAUUAUCAAAGACAUCAUGGAGGACACUAUUGAAGACAAACUUGAUACCAAGCAUUUCCCUUAUAUCUCUACCCGUUCCUCCGCCUCUUUUAGCACCACCGCUGUCAGCGCCCGCUAUGGGCACUGGCAUAAGAAUAAGGCCCCAGGGGAAUACCGCAGUGGCCCCCGCCUCAUUAUCUUCAUCCUUGGGGGCGUGAGCCUGAAUGAGAUGCGCUGUGCUUACGAGGUGACCCAAGCCAGUGGAAAGUGGGAAGUGCUCAUAGGAUCCACGCACAUUCUCACCCCACAGAAACUGCUGGACACGUUGAAGAAACUGAAUAAAACAGAUGAAGAAAUAAGCAGUUAAAAAAAUAAGCUGCCCCUCCAAAAGUGAACCCUCUUCCCACAGUGCUCCACAGCCUCUACCACUGACCACCUUGGUUACUUUGCUGACCCUCCCUCCCUCCAUUGCCUGCCCCAGCCCUGCACGCCCUGGCCAGCACUGUCGCCACUUCAUUCUUGUGUUUAAUGAUGCUCUCUUCUCAUUUGAAACAAGAAAAUAAUGCAUUGUGUUUUUUAAAAAGAGUAUCUUAUAUAUAUAUGUAUCCUAAGAGAAGUCUGUGUGUAAGGACACACUGCCGGAGAAGGUGUCAACUGUUUAGAAUGAAUGAGCACCUUCUCCCCGCUAAUGAUGAUUCCGUGACCUUGUACAUAACCCAGCGUGACAUGCGCACAUGGCUUGAGUAUGAGAAAGUAGAUGCUUGGGUGUUUUUAAAAACCUGUUUUGAAUUGUUCUUUUUUUGUGGGGAAUCACAAGAUGUCUGAUCUUGGAGUAUUUUAAACUGAGGAUUAAUCUGUUUUCCUCACUCUAGUUCCUACCCCUCCGUGCCUGCUCUCAUCUAGAUAAGCUUGGAAGGGAAUAUCAGGUGACAUUUCAUGAGUUUUGAGCUGGAACCGACCUCAGUUGCUUUCCCCAGUGGCUCAUUCCCCCCCCAGCACCCCCCCCUGUACUGAGACUAGGGGUGGGGUGGGUGCUGGCUGCUGUCCAGCCUGUCACUGCCCCCUCCCUGGCCCAUGUCCACUGCCUAAGUCACUGCACUCAGCAAAUGAAGAGCAAGCUCUGCCUGGGUCCUUCAUCACCCUGAGAAGCUGUCUUUGUGACCAGGCACACACACACACACCCCGCCCCCAAGCAGCACCCUACAGAGCUCCUGGGUAGAGCUCCAGAGCCGGGGCUGGGCUCGCCCAGAAUGGGGCCUGCAGGCUCUGCUCACAGGGUGCUUGCCAAUAGUGGAGGAUGACUUCAAGCCCCCUGAGAACAGCCCAUUGGAUCUGUGCAGACUGUUCCUGUUCACAUUGCCCUCAGGUUAAGAUACUUUCUAAUGCUUUAUUUUGUGUGGGGUGGGGUCAUAUGUCAUCGUGCUUGUAAGAAAAAAUGAUCAUUUUAUUCUCUGUAUAAAAACUGAGCUCUAUAAAACUUAGCUCUAAGGCAAAAAUUAAGCAAAUACAGGAAGGAUUGUCUCAUCCUCCUCGACUCAGCAGCUGUCUGUUCUCGGUAGGGAGCGCACUCUUUGUUCUGCUGCUGUGGCGAAAUAUAAUGACAGUGGAAGUCACAAAAAUGUCCCCUGCCCAGUCCCCUGCAGACCGUGUGAAUAUCACCCCCUGGUGUCAUUGCCCGCGUGGUGUGUGCUCGUUGGCGUGGCCCUGCCUUCCUCUCAGAUGCCCCCGCCCCUCCGCUAGAGGCUUUGUGUUCUUCCCAAGGCUCUGAAAUCUCCCUUUUGCACUCAGAUUACUCUCGGGGCUCUUCUAUCUUCUCCCUCGUCCCCCUCGAGAGACCCGACCCUGAGGCCCAAGCUGUAGGCACUCGCAUUGGUUCGUUUCUGCCUGUUCCCGCCUGUUCGUCCCCUUGACCAGACAAUGCUCCUGCUUCAGCACCUGUUCGUCAAACACGUUGGUUUUCCUUUCUCUGUUACCUAUAUUAAAGUAAUUCAUCAAAAGGAUAUUUUAAAAAAGCUAGUCUGUCUUGAAACUUGUUUACCUUGAAAUUAUCGGAAUCUCAGUGUUUGAAAGUAUUGAAGCACAAACAUGUACAACCUCUGUACCGUCUGUACUAAAGCACUGGAGUCUAAUAAAUCAGUCAGCGCCCAUUCACAGGGUCCAGGG
Molecule: messenger RNA, 3731 nt
Organism: Manis pentadactyla (Chinese pangolin)
Lineage: Eukaryota; Metazoa; Chordata; Mammalia; Pholidota; Manidae
Gene: STXBP1
Product: syntaxin binding protein 1
Exons: 19
Coding region: 151-1935 (594 amino acids)
Biological process (GO): intracellular protein transport; vesicle-mediated transport; neurotransmitter secretion
Cellular component (GO): plasma membrane; secretory granule
Molecular function (GO): syntaxin binding
Source: RefSeq, a predicted model, not a curated record